CUUCGAACUAAUAAAUGAGAAAAUGCACCUCUAACAUACUAUGUAGUAAACUCAGUCAGUCCAAGCAAUUAUCGAGAAUCGAAAUUGGAGAUCGCCAUUUUUCUAUUCACCUUGUCGCCCGGUUCUUUGUCACCUUUGUCACUUUUAUCACCAGUGCAGGUGAUGAGCUAGGAAAACUUCUAUUAUCAAACCUGAUAAUGUCGAGAUAGCCUACCUGUACCUGCUGUGUUAUCUCGCGUCUGGUACUAGAUUCCAAUCGAUGGAUUCCGAAGAUAACAUCGAAUUCUCCGAAGGGGGUUUCAAGGAAUUUCCCAGGAGGCUGCCCGAAAACUGCGUGGAAUAUCUAUUAUUCGUCAUUGACAGCAAACUCGAGGCGCGCAGCCUUCUCUCGGAGCUUGAAAAUAUUCGAAAAGCAGCCAUGCAGCUCUGCGACAGCAUUGCAAAGGAUUACAUAUGGCAACGAGAUUCUUUCCAACUGCGCAUUGAAAGAGAUCAAGAUCUGGUCUAUCUGCACGGGACCACAGAUUACGGAGACUCGAUCGAGGACGAAUGGCUCAUAGUCUAUCUACUUCGAGAAUUGACCAAAUCUUUCCCCACUCUUUGGGCCAGGGUAUUCGACGACGAUGGCGAGUUUCUGCUUGUUGAGGCGGCUAACGUCCUGCCAAAGUGGCUCAGCCCCGAGAUAGAUGCCAACCGAUCAUGGAUCCACGGCGGAAACCUUUAUCUAUUACCUUUGGACGCAAGUUUUGGGGCAAAGCGACCGUUGUCCUUGAUCGAAGCUGUUCGAUAUAUCAAGUCGAACCCCAAUUCUCUCGUGCAUUCUGCAUUCGUUGAAGCCGAGGCUUUUUAUAGGCUAGAGAAGUAUCCCGGACAGAUCACAGAUUCCAUACACCGCUCGCUAGUUACAAUACCUAGGAAGCUUGCCUAUAUAUUGCACGAAAAGCCUUCUACCAUCGCCCCCGCUGUCGAAGCGUUUUACCUUCGGGAUCCAAUUUCAACCAAACCUCUUAUAUCACCUUCUGCCGACAUACACUUCCCUCCCGAGGAUCUUGUGACUGUUAGCGUAAAAUUCACAAAAACACUUUUCGCACAGCUCAAGUCUCAGCGCUUCUCGCCUCCUCCAAUAUGGAACGCCGUCUUCGAGGCCGCAGAAAAAGAGGUCUCUAGCGCAGAUGAUGCUCAAAAGAGGCUAGCGCGUCUAGAAAUGGGUAUGAAAGUAACAAGUGGAUUUGAGAUGCUUGCCACCAACGCAGCCGGCAAAGAUAAUCGUCUCGCGCGCGAGUUUGCUAUGCUUCUCGAGGACAUUGAAGAAGACGGAGUUCAGGCACUCCCCACUAACGAAGACAUUGGAACCUGGGAAGAUGUAUACAAAGAGGACGAUGAAUCGUGGUUAGACAUCAACUUCGAAGACUUCGAAAACGAAUUGCAAGGAAACCGCGGCUUCCAAAACCGGAAACAUGGCGAAUUUGGUGACCUCUCGGCGCAGGCAGAUCUGAAAAAGAUUGUAUCUCGCUUUGAAGCUUUCUUGAACGACGAAAGUGCCGGUAUAGAGGGUGCCGAAUUGGAAGAUAUGGAUGAAGAUGAUGAUAUACCGGAUGAGGAAGGUAGCGAUGAUGAUGAUGAGGAGGAUAAAGAAGUUAGUUUCGACGAAGAGCAAUUCUCGAGGAUGAUGAGAGAGAUGAUGGGACUGCCUUCCGUAGUACCUACGGGUUCAAAGAAAACAUCUGACGUUUCAAUGUCCACCAUUACAAACGAUCCUGCUGUUGAGGAGGACGAUGACGAUGCCAUUAAGCAAUUGGCUGCCCAGAUGGAAGCCGAGUUGAGAGAACAUGGUGCAUUGAAGCUUGACCCCCAGCCCGAAAAAGCGAGGGCUAUCGAAGCCAAGGACAGAGUUAGUUUUAAGGGGAAAGCAAAAGCUGACGCGGAACAAAAUACCGGCAGCGGAGAAGAAAGCAGUGAGGACGAAGUUGAUGUGGAUUAUAACCUCGCUAAGAAUUUAUUGGAAAGCUUUAAGAGUCAAGCGGGAAUGGCAGGCCCUGCAGGAAACAUUCUCGCUAUGAUGGGCUUACAGCUUCCUCGAGACGAGGAGGAAGAGGAGGAAGAUGAUUGAUUUGGGUAGUUUUUUUAUCUACUCUUUUUACGAUUUGUAUAAGCCGUCAAUCGGUAUGUACAUGGUUGACAAUAUUUAGUAUUUAGCGAACCGACAUGAAGAUUAGGUAGAAAAGGGAUGAGUGUGAUAUGAUAAAAGUUGGUUU
Molecule: messenger RNA, 2255 nt
Organism: Daldinia caldariorum
Lineage: Eukaryota; Fungi; Ascomycota; Sordariomycetes; Xylariales; Hypoxylaceae
Product: SGT1-domain-containing protein
Exons: 2
Coding region: 260-2110 (616 amino acids)
Cellular component (GO): nucleus
Source: RefSeq, a predicted model, not a curated record